CUUUCGAUUUCAAAAGAUCAAGAUUCUGAACGUGAGCCCCAUAAUGUAAAGAAAUGUGGAUGUAAGGAUGUGAUUUGCAAAAAUGGAGGACUUUGUAUGGAAAGACUAAAUGACUUCCGGUGCGAUUGUCCCAUCGGUUACACAGGACCCCAAUGCCAGAUUGUUGGUAAGUGUUACGAUCUCACCAAGGAAAUUUUAAUCUUCCCAAUCAGAUGAGUUUAGAGAACACACCGAAAACAGCUAAAUCGGGAUCAGUCACGUUCUGCCUAUGAUUUACAAAUUUUCUCUUUGUUGUUACAGUCUUCCUCCUGGUUUAUGACUCCACUAGUCGGUAGUCCCGAGUAAAGAGGCUCGGUCACACUUGUAAAAUAUCCAACUGGUUUAUCUCCUACCAGUUGAGAUUUGUAACCAUGUUAUGUUCCAUUUAAUUUAUUUGUUUCAGUAUUUCUGUAAAGCCCCAUAAGGGGAGAGGAUAAUUACAGUAUUUGUAGUAGUAUAAGCCAAUGACAUGUCCGAUCUUUUCGGCGAGCAGUAAUACGGCGGUUACCUGUUGUUCUUUGGGUAUCCUGUCGUUGUUUAGGCUUAACAAUCUGGAUUUACGUUCAUCGUUUUUGAACUCGUACAAGUAAACAUUUUUUCCUAAGAGGUCUGCUAAGAUGAUUGACGGAACAGAAAAACCCCAAAAUUUGCCAAACUCACGUGAUACAACGAAUUUCGCUAUAAUAUGCUGUUUUAGGUUCGUAAUGUACCAGGAGAUAGCAUUUCGAGCUCUACUGACUAAAAUAUACACAUCUUAAUUCUGAGAAUGUGAUAAAAAAUUGUUAUAAUGUAUUCAUGAUGCUUUUUUCAGCCUGUGGUAAAAACAUCGUGUUUGACGUUGGAUUCGCUAUUGAUGGCUCAAAUUCAAUAGACGACAAUGAGUACCGCUUAACAAAGGACUUCGUAAAGGACGUUAUCAGGAUCUUUACAAUCUCAGAGGAAAGUACCCACGUAGCCUUACUUGAAUACGCUAGUGAAGCUUCAAUAAAGGUGUACUUUGACGAUGACGAUUACUAUCAGGCAGACAAGCUUCUUGAGAGAGUAGAACAACUGACUCAGGCCCAGGGUGCGUCUACUAAUAUUGGAAGAGGCUUAGAAAAAACGCUGGGAAUGUUCAGUGCUGAUUACGGGAUGAGAGAGAAGGUGGGUUGAAGCCGUCAAAUAAUACACCUUUUCACGGUUUUUUCAACUUUUAUAUGGAUCAGUUAAGGAAAAUACGUCGACACCAUUGAAAAGAGCGGCUUAAAAUGAGUAAAAUUGCCAAAUUUGGAAAUGAUAGGUCUUUAGCGAGCGAGUUGCGAAAAUUUACAGACGUUUGUUUGGUGGGGGGCAAGUUUGUGCCCCCCACCCCCCCCCCCCCCACCAUACAAACGUCUGUAACAUUUCGCGACUUUGAGGAGCUGGAUACCGUAUUUCUUCGAAUAAGCGCCCAAACUCGAAUUAGCGUCCAUCUCGAAUAAGCGCUCAUCCUGAAGGCAAAAAAAGUUUCUAAGCGCCCAGCCUCGAAUAAGCAACACCCCCACCCCACCCGAACUCCCUCCCACUCCCACUCAAACUCAAAUAAGCGCCCACCCGCUUCCUCCCACCACCCAAAAAAAUAUUGAAUAAGUAUUAAUAAGAGACUUCCCCGAAGAGGGAAUUUUCUUCAGAGUAUUUUACAGAAACCUUGCUUUGUUACAUCUUCGCAUUUUGUUAUUAUCAUUUAUUGUUUUGUUGCAAAAUAUACUUACUACGCUUGCUUAAAAUGGUGAAAACUAAAAUAAGCGCCCAGCGUCGAAUAAGCGCCCACUCUCAAUGUCCAAAAAUUUAAUAUGCGCUCUGGGCGGUUAAUCGAUUAAAUACGGUAUAUCUUCAUUAAUUUUUAAUAAAUCAUUUUCAAACUUGGCAAUUUUACUCAUUUUAAGGCCAUCUUUUCAGUGGUGUCGACGGAUUUUAAAAUUUUUUCAAUUAUCUGCCUAAACUGAAGGCUGAGGCAAAUAACUGAUCUACUCGCCUCGGACAAAUCACAAUAUUUUGCGAUAACCGAGUUCAAUAAUUGUUUUAUCAUUCGAUCGCUCAGUUUAUUUUUUAAUGAAGCGGAGCGAUCUGCCUUUUUGUACGCAAGAGCGAUCGCAAGAAGGAGAAAAUCAUGGUUUCGUUUACGCAUGAGCAGAAUAUUAUUUGCAGCCAAACAGUUGAACGACGUUCCUCAUCAGCAGACCAUUAUUUGUAGGCAGUCAUUUACAGGUCACGUGGUGGGUUUUCGGCCAAUGAAAAGGGAAAAAUUUGCAUCGAAUGAUAAUUCUUCUUUUUACACGAUCCGUCUAAGUACAAUUUAUAGAAAUUUGGGUCGGAAAUCGUUCCUAAAUUUCUUAUAUCCACACCCAAAGAUCUAAACAAAUUUUCACCAUUUUCAGCCAUAAAUGCACCACGUUUACCCCCAAAAUUUUGCAACAACAUAGGUUCAGGUUAGAAUGUCAUACUUUUACGGUAUCUGUCGCGUACCAUUUUUGUUCGGAAAACCGCUGUAAACCUAUUUCUUUUAUGCCGUUCUUGUUGACGUCGCCGCCGUCGUUGCGUAAGCUCUCUAUUGAUACCAAAACUUGCAACUUACAACCCUAAAGAGACAACUUGGCGUUUGCAAAAGUGUCCCUCGUCGGGCACCGUGUAUUUCUGACCAUUAGAAUAAUGACUAAAGUUUUGGUCAGUGGCGAAACCAGGGGACCAGGCGCCGCCCCCCCCCCCCCCCCCCCUUAUUCUUGGACCAAACUGAGACCCGAAGGGCCGAAAAAGAUUUUUUGGAGAGCGCCCCCACCCUUUCCUAAGGGUCUGGAUGACCGCCACCCCCCCCCUUCCCCCCCUUAUCUCAAGGUCUGGAUCCGGCACUGUUGGUGAUGCUGAGCUGAUCAUUAUUUAUGUUUCUCGUUCGUUUUUAAGGUGACAAAGCUCUUUAUUUUCUUCACGGAUGGAAAAAACACAGACCAAGAUGAAGAUCUGACUCCAUAUUCGCAGCAAAUCAAAGCCAAGGGCAUUAAGACAAUUUCUGUGGGAGUGGGCAAUGGGACAGACCUCAAUGAACUGAGAAUCAUCGCUUCAUCACCAAAUAAUGUGAUUCAGCUGGAGGAGUUUGAACAGCUGAAAUACAUAAUAGAAAAGUUAGUCCCUGCUGAGUGCAAAGGAAGCAAAUGA
This is a messenger RNA of Porites evermanni, 3207 nucleotides long. The record is from the annotation of a GenBank genome assembly. NCBI's taxonomy places the organism in Eukaryota, Metazoa, Cnidaria, Anthozoa, Scleractinia, Poritidae.